This is a messenger RNA of Anneissia japonica, 1467 nucleotides long. Its product is annotated as McKusick-Kaufman/Bardet-Biedl syndromes putative chaperonin-like. Lineage: Eukaryota; Metazoa; Echinodermata; Crinoidea; Comatulida; Comatulidae. The record is from RefSeq and is a predicted model, not a curated record. Gene Ontology annotation, cellular component: nucleus; cytoplasm; kinociliary basal body. Gene Ontology annotation, molecular function: ATP binding. The transcript has 3 exons. Bases 331 to 1362 code for a protein of 343 amino acids. Gene Ontology annotation, biological process: cilium assembly; intracellular transport; developmental process.
UUGAACCAGUCAGCUAUUUUAGUCAAACAAGAAUUGAGUGAGUUCUUGUUGUAGAGUGACUGGGUCAGAUGAGUUACAAAGUAUAGUGGUGUCAUCUGCAUACAUAACAACUUUACAGGACAUUACAUCAGGAUGGGUGUGUUAAAUUGGAUCAAAAGGAACAAAUUUGCAUCAGUUGGCAUUGGUUUGGUGAUGUUUCAUCUUGGUGUAUAUCAGUGGGGUAAGUCAGCCUUUUCUUCUGAAAAACGAUUGACAUCAUCAUCUUUCAACUCCGAAUCGUAUGGUGGGUUAUACUCUGAGAAACAUGAAACCAAAGACUAAUUAAUAAGAAUGAGUAGAACAGAUAUUGUAGCAAGUGUUCCUUCUCCAAGUCUCGUAGAGUUUUCAACUUUAGAUGAUGCGAAUAAUCAAUUUGGUCUUGCCACGUUUAGAAAUCUAGUAAAAUCAUGCUAUGGACCCAAUUCUCGUUUAAAGACAAUUCAACAUCAUAGUGGUGGGCAAGUAAUGUUGACAUCCAGCUCUUAUGAUCUCUUAAAAAGUCUACCAAUCAGAAGGCCGUUUCUCAGACUUUUGGUUACUGCUGUGACAGAACACUUGCGACUGUUUAAUGAUGGAGGCUUGUUUGUAGCAGUUUUGGCCUCUGAACUUUUGUCUGUUUGUUGUUGCUUUAAUACUGAUAGACUUCCAAGAAUAUUGUGUUGUGAUGUAAACAGCAUUAUGUUGGAUUGGUGUAAUCACUUUGUGAGUACCUCCAAAGAGUGCAGAAUUCAUGUAGACAUCAGUAAUAUGAGCCAGAUGAUGGCUGUGAUUCGAUCGAUAAUUUCCACCAAACCUGCCUGCAGUUUUACCAGCAGAGAUAUCUCCCAUGUUUCGGGUUUAAUCUUGCAGGCUUUUCUGAAAACGUUCCCAACAUCUGGCCAUCUGAGAUCCACCCAGCAGGACAUCUAUUACAUAGAUGUGCCAAGCCAGGAUACACAGAACUCACGAAUAAUAGAUGGUGUGCUAUUCCAGCUUCCAAACGAUAUUCCUGAUAAAAUUCUUCCACCUGGGUCGAGAUUCACCUCUAAUACCAGCCCAUUAAAAGUAGCUCUGUUUAACAUCUCAUUAGCAGGUGACACUGGUGAGGUUCUUGAAGUCAGAUGUGAGGUUUCAGACGGACUUACUCCAAUGUGUGUUGUCACUGAACAGUUGUUUGACAUUGCACAGAGAUUGCUUGACGAUGGUGUCAGUGUUUUGGGAUGCCAGAAAGUGAUCCAUCCAAGUAUUAAAAAGUUCUUGAAAAAAAAUGGAGUGUUGGCAAUUGACCGCCUUUCUAUUCUCAAUAUUGCUGCUGUUGAGAAACUUUCAGGUAUAGUUAAUUGAUAUUUGGAAUUUGUAUUAUUUAUUUAGAGAGAGCAGCUUUUCUCAAUCGGCUAAUCUGGUGGUAGCCAUUAUGUGUGCGCUGAACCGUGGAGAUCUCUAGGUCCC